This is a messenger RNA of Rubroshorea leprosula, 600 nucleotides long. The record is from the annotation of a GenBank genome assembly. NCBI's taxonomy places the organism in Eukaryota, Viridiplantae, Streptophyta, Magnoliopsida, Malvales, Dipterocarpaceae.
CAACACUGGACGCAGUCGUUCUCUCCUUCUCCAGAGAACCCUAGAGAAGUGCUUUCCGCAGCAAUCGAUGGAUCCUCAGCCUGAACCCGUCACCUACAUCUGUGGAGAUUGUGGGCAAGAGAAUACUUUGAAGCAUGGAGACGUGAUUCAAUGCCGCGAGUGCGGUUACCGCAUCCUCUACAAGAAGCGAACCCGCAGAAUUGUUCAAUAUGAAGCUCGCUAGAGGUGGAAUUCAGAGAUGGGAAAAUGUUUUGCCUGUGUCAAUGAGAACCAAGAUGCAUGUCUGGUUUUGCUGCAAAGUUUGUUGUCUAUAUAACUAGUUUGGUAGUUUGGUAUUUUGAGAAAAACUUGAAUAGGACAAUACUGUCUGCUUGGAAAUGGUGUCCUGGUUAACAAUGUGCUUGUGUGACAGUCUUAGUUUUGUGAACGAUAGCUCUGUUUCCUUAAGCAAAACCUCUUUUCCCAAAAUUUCAUUUUAACUGGAUUUAUACUCUUCCUGAAAUAUUUUUCAGUGUUGUAAAAAGCGGGUUUAGGUGCACCUAGGCCCUAGGCAGUGCUAUUUUGCUUGCAUCAGCCUCUAAGUAAAAGUUCAAUGUGGCA